Molecule: messenger RNA, 1122 nt
Organism: Diaporthe citri
Lineage: Eukaryota; Fungi; Ascomycota; Sordariomycetes; Diaporthales; Diaporthaceae
Exons: 1
Coding region: 1-1122 (373 amino acids)
Molecular function (GO): oxidoreductase activity, acting on NAD(P)H
Source: RefSeq, a predicted model, not a curated record
AUGGAGACGAAAACCACCAUGCGCGCCAUCCGAACAGGGACAACCCCCGGGCACGCCGAGGUAGAAGACGUACCCAUCCCCUCGCCCCUCACCGCCCUAGCUCAGCACCCGGCCUACGUCCUUGUCAAGCCGUGGUACGCCGGCAUCAACCCCUGUGACUACCUCUUCGCCGACUACGAGGGCAUGUUCGCGCCCGGCAUCACCCUGGGCUGCGAGUACGCCGGCGAGGUCAUCGAGAUCGGGUCCGCGGUGACCAGCGGUCUCAAAAAAGGGGACAAGAUCGCCGGCCUCGCGAUACCCAGCGCUGGGCCCAUGCCGAACGCCGGGACUUUCGCUGAGUAUAUCCUUGUCAAGGGAGAUGCGGUGCUGCGGCUGGGCGAGAUGGGUGGAGUUGUCGGUGAGGCUGAGGCUGCGGGUGUGAAUGUUGCAUUGGCUACCGUGUAUUGUGCAUUCUACCAUCUGAUGGGGCUGCCAUUUCCAACGGUGGAGUCAGGGCUGGACCUAUUACACGUAGGGAAUAAGGCUACGGAAACUCCUGAGAGAACCAUUUUGAUCUAUGGUGGAAGCACGACGACCGGGCUCAUGGCCAUUCAGUUGGCCAAGUUGAGUGGCAUGUUGGUCAUCACCACAUGCUCAGCGGCCAACUUUGUGCUAGUAAAGGAAAGAGGGGCCGACCAUGCUUUCGACUACCACGACACUAAGGGCUGCGUCGAAGGAAUCAGGAAAGUCACGGGUGGUCAGCUGAGAUUGGUGUUCGACUGCGUGGGGGCGUUUGACUCGCCCCAGAUAUGCGCAGAUGCAAUGGCUUCCGAUGGCGAGGGCUGCCUGUACGACUCCUUGUCCCUCACACCGUUCCCUAGGGAUGAUGUGAGGUCGAUAUUUACCCCAGGCGAGGCCGUUCUCGGCGAGGCUCGCCAGGUUCGAGGGGAAUUCAUCCCUGGUGAUGAGGAGCUGUUCAGGGCCAAUCAGGAUUUCUUGCGGCUAUCUGAGCACCUUUUCAAGAUCGGAAAGAUACGACCACCGCCAACGGAGAUUGUACACGGCAUGGAAAAGAUACUAGAAGUGAUGGACGACCUACGAAAGUGGAAGAUUAGUGGCAAAAAGAUGGUUGCCCGUAUUUAA